CCGAGGUGGCUGGCUAGAGUAGUCGGAGGCGCCCGCGGCCGCUCUAGGAACUGGCGUUGGCUAUGGCGGGGUCAACGAGUUUCGAUGUGCUUUGGCUCUGGGAGGACGCAGCCGGGUCCCGCUUCGGCCAGCGUCCCCGGAUACCAUGGAAGACAGGCGGUGAGACUGAACGGCGGUUGGGGAAAGCACCUUAGGCUCCACUUCUCCUGGCCAAUAGGAAGUAGCCUAGGGCGCAGAGGCGGAAAGUGCGGCCACACGAACAGGCUUGGCAGCCAAUCGGCCGCCGACCUCGGUUCGGCGCUCCAACCCGCGCGGAGAGCGGGCCUGGGGGAGGCCGGGGCGGCUGUCAGGCUAAAGUCCGGCUGGCGGGCGCGGCGGGACGGCGGCGGCGGCGGCGGUGGGACGGGCCCUGGAGAUGAGCCGUGGUGCCGCGGGCUGGUGCUGUCUCGUGCUCUGGCUGCCCGCGUGCGUCGCGGCCCACGGCUUACGCAUCCAUGACUACUUAUAUUUCCAAGUGCUGAGUCCUGGGGACAUUCGCUAUAUCUUCACAGCCACGCCUGCCAAGGACUUUGGUGGUGUAUUUCACACACGGUAUGAGCAGAUUCACCUUGUCCCUGCCGAACCUCCAGAGGCCUGUGGGGAACUCAGCAACGGCUUCUUCAUCCAGGACCAGAUUGCUCUGGUGGAAAGGGGGGGCUGCUCCUUCCUCUCCAAGACCAGGGUGGUUCAGGAGCAUGGUGGGCGGGCUGUGAUCAUCUCGGACAAUGCAGUUGACAAUGACAGUUUCUACGUGGAGAUGAUCCAGGAUAGUACUCAACGCACAGCUGACAUUCCUGCCCUCUUCCUGCUCGGCCGAGAUGGCUACAUGAUCCGCCGCUCUCUGGAACAGCAUGGGCUGCCAUGGGCCAUCAUCUCUAUCCCAGUCAAUGUCACGAGUAUCCCCACUUUUGAGCUGCUGCAACCUCCCUGGACUUUCUGGUAGAAAAGCUUACCCCAGGUUCCAGCCACAGGUGACUCACUGGGAAGAAAAAACCUAAGAUUCUGCCGUUUGGAGAUAGACUCUGAGGACAAGUAGAGCCAGGGAUGGGACAGAGAAGCCACACUAGUGGCUUUCCCUUCCUUAGGGCCUGCAAGGACAUAUCAUGCUCCAGUAAGAGCCAAGAACCAGGCCCAAGGCGUCUGGGCAGAAUUUGGAACAAAAGGUGCUGAAGGCAGGCGGCCUUGUCCUCGGCCACCUGUCACACACCAGUUUUUCAGCCUCCCACAGCCCGGACUUCCUCACAGUGACUCUUGUAGCUCUUGCUGAAGUGGUUUAAGAAAUAGUUAUUCUGGGCUGAAGGAUUCUCUACUCUUUAGCAAUAAAGGUAAAUAAAGCUCA
Chionomys nivalis (European snow vole) is the source of this 1378-nucleotide messenger RNA. RefSeq names its product protease associated domain containing 1 (gene Pradc1). The coding region runs from base 416 to 982 and encodes 188 amino acids. The record is from RefSeq and is a predicted model, not a curated record. Lineage: Eukaryota; Metazoa; Chordata; Mammalia; Rodentia; Cricetidae. The transcript is spliced from 6 exons.